AUGAUGCGGCAGUCUCAACUCGAUCCUCUUCCGGUUGAUCUGCCAUUCCGGAUUGUGUCCAAGACGAUAGGGAGAGGUGCAUAUGCGUCCAUCAAAAAAGCAAUACCCCUGGAUGCACCGACGCCUGUCUUUGCCGUCAAGUUGAUACACAAGGGCUAUGCCGUCAAGCAGGGCCGUAUAUCGGCCAAACAGAUCGCCAUGGAGGUAUCCCUACACUCACAUAUCGGCCAGCAUCCGAACGUGAUUGAAUGGUUUGCAACGGGCGAGGAUCAUGUCUGGCGAUGGAUAGCCAUGGAGUUCGCCGAAGGAGGCGACCUCUUUGACAAGAUCGAGGCUGAUGUGGGCGUCACCGAGGACAUUUCCCACCUCUACUUCCUGCAGCUCAUCAGUGGAGUUAGCUUCAUGCAUUCGAAAGGUGUGGCGCAUCGUGAUCUGAAGCCCGAGAACAUCCUCAUGUCGGAAAGCGGAAACCUGAAGCUUGCAGACUUCGGCAUGGCCACCAUGUUCGAAUACAAGGGGCAGAAGAAACUGAGCGCGACAAUGUGUGGCAGUCCACCUUACAUCGCUCCUGAGGUGCUGGCCUGUGGCAGAGCGGAUCGAAAGAUUGCUGAGGCGACCAAAUAUGCUCCUGAACUGGUGGAUAUGUGGUCAUGUGGUGUCAUAUUGUUCGUUCUUCUUGUAGGAAACACGCCAUGGGACGAGCCGACUUACCAGAGCUGGGAAUUCCAAGAAUACAGAAAGACGAACGGUCGGAGCACAGACGCCCUGUGGGCAAGAAUCCCGGCAGAUGCGCUCUCAUUACUCAGGGGUAUGAUGAACAUUGAGGCAAAUAAGCGAUUCACUUUUGCUCGAAUACGGCAGCACCCUUGGUACACGCGUCACAACAGAUUCCUGGCUGAGGACGGUCAGAUCUCGGAUCCUGUGAAUAUGGCGACGAAGAUGUUGGAAAACCUCCGCAUCGACUUCAGCCAGCAGGCGCCUUCAUCCCAACGCCAAUCACAGCCAUCGCAAGACGCGAUGGAUAUCGACAGUGGUCCAGCGACCAACACGAACUACAAGAUGUCGUCCACACAACCCGAAACCCCCAUCAACGAUGUCCUCUUCGACUGGGAGCGGCCAUCUCUGCGCUCUCUCGGCACCCACGCUGUUUCUUCGACGCAGCCUAUAUCCAGAGCAGAUGCUUCGAUGCCGCCAGCCGCCACACAAUCGACCAACUUCUUCGACGCAUUAGCCGUUGAGCCGUCCAUGAGCCAGUUCUCCCAGACUCCCGGUGUGCCCAUGACUCUGACACAGCGCGCACGACGUUUCCGCGACAUCGUCCCAGCGCACUCGUUCACGCGCUUCUUCUCGCACAUGCCGCCACAACUCCUGGUGCAGAUGCUGAGCGACGCCCUGCACAACCUCAAUGUCCCGCUGCCCGCAGCGCCGCCCUACGUCGGCCAGGGCGACCACGUCUCGACGCUGAAGGUCAGGACAGUCGACGAACGAAAGCAAGGCCUGCACGGAGAGAUCCUGGUCGACAAGUACUACCUGCCCGAGUCGCAGGAGCUCCUCGAGGUGCGCUUCGUGAAGCUCAAGGGCGACCCCCUCGAGUGGAGACGCUUCUUCAAGAAGAUGGUGCUGCUGUGCAAGGACGGCGUUUACAAGCCCGAGGCUUAG
This is a messenger RNA of Anthostomella pinea, 1659 nucleotides long. The record is from the annotation of a GenBank genome assembly. NCBI's taxonomy places the organism in Eukaryota, Fungi, Ascomycota, Sordariomycetes, Xylariales, Xylariaceae.